CGGGGUCCAGCGUGUCGCGAACGCGCGAUGACCACGUGGAGCGUCCGGCGGAGACCCGGCCGCACACUCGGACUGCUGCUGCUGGUGAUCUUGAGCUUCCUGGUGCUUCGCAGGUUGGACUGGAAUGUUCUGAUUCCACUGUGGCUGACACACCGACACACAGGGCUUCAGGCCAAUGGCCAAAACUUUAUGUUGGAAGAAUCUGCCUUCUGGAUCUUUGGGGGCUCUGUGCACUAUUUCCGGGUGCCCAAGGAAUACUGGAGGGACCGCUUGCUGAAGAUGAGAGCCUGUGGCUUGAAUACCCUCACCACCUAUGUCCCCUGGAACCUCCACGAGCCAGAAAGAGGAAAAUUUGACUUCUCUGGGAACCUGGACCUGGAGGCCUUUGUCCUGAUGGCUGCAGAGAUCGGGCUGUGGGUGAUUCUGCGUCCUGGGCCCUACAUCUGCAGCGAGAUCGACCUCGGGGGCCUGCCCAGCUGGUUACUCCAGGACUCUGGCAUGAGACUGAGGACAACUUACAAGGGCUUCACCGAAGCAGUGGACCUUUAUUUUGAUCACCUGAUGUCCAGAGUGGUGCCGCUCCAGUACAAGCAUGGAGGACCCAUCAUUGCUGUGCAGGUGGAGAAUGAAUAUGGUUCCUAUAACAAAGACCCCGCCUAUAUGCCUUAUAUCAAGAAGGCCUUAGAGGACCGAGGCAUUGUGGAGCUGCUCUUGACCUCGGACAACAAGGACGGCCUGAGCAAGGGCUUUGUCGAAGGAGUGCUGGCCACCAUCAACUUACAGUCGCAAGAUGAUCUGCAGGUUCUAACCACCUUUCUCCUCAGUGUCCAGGGUGUUCAGCCCAAGAUGGUGAUGGAAUACUGGACAGGGUGGUUUGACUCAUGGGGUGGCCCCCACAACAUUCUGGAUUCUUCUGAGGUUUUGAGAACAGUGUCUGCCAUCAUCGACGCCGGCUCCUCGAUCAACCUCUACAUGUUCCAUGGCGGCACUAACUUCGGCUUCUUAAGUGGAGCCAUGCACUUUGAUCAGUACAAGUCUGAUGUAACCAGCUAUGACUAUGAUGCCAUACUGACAGAGGCUGGGGAUUACACAGCCAAGUAUGUCAAGCUUCGAGAAUUCUUUGGCUCCAUCUCAGCAGGCACCCCCCUCCCACCCCCACCUGAUCUUCUCCCCAAGACUGCAUAUGAGCCACUGAGACCUGCCUUCUACCUGUCGCUGUGGGAUGCCCUGCAGUACAUGGAGGCGCCAGUCAAUUCCGACAAGCCAGUCAACAUGGAGAACCUGCCCGUGAAUGAUGGGAAUGGACAGUCCUUUGGGUACACCCUGUACGAGACCACCAUUGCCUCGUCUGGUGUGCUCAGUGGUCUUGUGUGUGACCGGGGACAGGUAUUUGUGAACACAGUGUCUAUAGGAUUCUUGGACUAUGAAAAGAGGAAGAUCGUUAUUCCCUUGAUCCAGGGUUAUACCAUGCUGAGGAUCUUGGUGGAGAAUCGUGGGCGAGUCAACUAUGGGGACAAUAUCGAUGACCAGCGUAAAGGUAUAAUUGGAAAUAUCUAUCUGAAUGAGUCUCCCCUGAAAAAGUUCAAAAUCUACAGCUUGGAUAUGAAAAAGAGCUUUUUUAAGAGGUUCACUGCUGGGACAUGGAGCCCUGUCCCCGAAGUUCCUACCUUUCCUGCUUUCUUCCUGGGUGCCUUGCCAGUUGCUCUUUCCCCCUCUGACACCUUCAUGAAGUUGGAGGGUUGGGAGAAGGGAGUUGUAUUCGUCAACGGCCAAAACCUUGGCCGCUACUGGAACAUCGGCCCUCAGGAGACCCUCUACCUCCCAGGUGCCUGGUUGGACCAAGGCAUCAAUCAGGUUGUUAUUUUCGAGGAGAAUAUGGCAGGCCCUAUGAUACAGUUCACCGAGACACCCCACCUUGGCAGGAACCAGUACAUUGACUGAGCACCACCAGCAGCGCCCCCAGGUGGCAGGAUGCAGGAGUGCGGCCUUCUUCCCUGGACCAGAGGCCUGGUGCUUCUUCUGCCCACCCUCCCCUCAGGAGUUUCCUUAAGUAGCUACCUCAGAGAGCCAAAGGCUAAGCUCUGCCCACUGCUUUAGCUCAAGUCUCAAGAGGUGAGGUGGCAAGGGAGGGGCCCAUGUGGCUUCUUGGCUGGCACUUGUUGACGGAGACUUUUCUACUUCCCUGCUUUUCUGGGAGAGGACAGAGGGCCUACUGUGGGGUGGUGAUGCCACUUGGAGCUCCAAGGACUGAAGCCCAGGGCCCUCUGGAAAGAACUGACUGGUUGAGCCCAAUGCAGGUUUGCUGCUCCUCAGAGUAUUUUCACCUGAAUUGACCACAUCUCUCACGGCCUUCCUUGUUUCUGAAAUAGUGGGCCUGUCACCAUUUGUAGAGCAACAGGGAAGGGCAGAGGCAGGGGGGUCUCUCACCCUCCCUGAGCCCUUAGGGUUUUUAGAAGCAGCUCUGUUUGAGAGACACACGCUUUCUCUUUUUUCAUCCCCACUCUAAUUGCAUUUGACAGGAUGACAAGCCAAAGCUUAAGAGAAACAGAAAUACUGCCACUUAUUUUCCUGAAUUAGAGAGCAUUUCCAGUUACACUCAGUGAGAGGAAGCAUCCAGAGAGGAGGGAAUGUAGCUCCUAGAGGGAACCACAGCACCCUGAGGACCAGGGAGGGAGCGGGCAGGUGUGGGGGCAGGUAGCUCUGGGGAGGGUGGUGUGUCCAGGGGGCCCUCUGGGCUUGCUUCCAGCUUGUCCUUCCUCUCUCAACCCCUGUGACCAGACACUGGGGGGAAAAGGCAGCCUUCCUUUGCAGCAAUCUGUGCAAAUCUGAAAUGCUUUUUCUGAAGUAGCAGUUUCGCUCAGAUUCACUGUCCUAAAUCGCAAUAAAGCAGUAGCUUUGA
This is a messenger RNA of Condylura cristata (star-nosed mole), 2899 nucleotides long. Its product is annotated as beta-galactosidase-1-like protein 2. The transcript has 19 exons. Gene Ontology annotation, cellular component: vacuole. Lineage: Eukaryota; Metazoa; Chordata; Mammalia; Eulipotyphla; Talpidae. Gene Ontology annotation, molecular function: beta-galactosidase activity. The record is from RefSeq and is a predicted model, not a curated record. The coding region runs from base 28 to 1941 and encodes 637 amino acids. Gene Ontology annotation, biological process: carbohydrate metabolic process.